AUGCUUCUCCGCUCUCUCCCUAGAGUCGGACAACAGACCUCGAGCAGCUCUGCUUACCUAUCCGCUCCUCGAAGAACAGCAAAUAUAACACGACCGUUCCAUGUCACUGCUCGCUCAGCUGCCGCAGUUUUUGAAUCUAGUCAGCAGCGCCAGUACGCCGCCACCCCUUCCAGCACAAACAACCAAUCUCGAGCAGCUCACGCAAUCGCAAAUCCUACAUUGGCCGGCAUCGAGAAGAGAUGGGAAGCGAUGCCACCACAAGAUCAGGCGGCGUUAUGGAUGCAACUGAGAGAUCGGAUGAAGGUUGAUUGGCAUGAAAUGACUAUACAGGAGAAGAAGGCCGCUUGGUGGAUUGCAUUCGGUCCUCAUGGUCCGCGCGCCGAGACUCCUCCAGGAGAAUGGGGUAGAGUCUUCCUCUAUACGGGUAUCGGUGUUGCUGUCUCCAUUGUUAUAUUCGUGAUCGGCCACUCUUUCUCUAGACCACCACCACGAACGAUGACUAAGGAAUGGCAGGAGGCUACGAAUGAAUACUUGAAGAAAGAGAGAUCCAACCCCAUCUAUGGUAUCAGCAGCGAGGGCUACAGUGGAAAAGGUUAUGUACAGAGCAAGGCGGAAAGAAAAGCGUGA
Molecule: messenger RNA, 627 nt
Organism: Endocarpon pusillum Z07020
Lineage: Eukaryota; Fungi; Ascomycota; Eurotiomycetes; Verrucariales; Verrucariaceae
Exons: 3
Coding region: 1-627 (208 amino acids)
Biological process (GO): mitochondrial electron transport, cytochrome c to oxygen
Source: RefSeq, a predicted model, not a curated record